Molecule: messenger RNA, 2630 nt
Organism: Salarias fasciatus (jewelled blenny)
Lineage: Eukaryota; Metazoa; Chordata; Actinopteri; Blenniiformes; Blenniidae
Product: charged multivesicular body protein 4b-like
Exons: 5
Coding region: 164-829 (221 amino acids)
Biological process (GO): vesicle budding from membrane; late endosome to vacuole transport via multivesicular body sorting pathway
Cellular component (GO): ESCRT III complex; cytoplasmic side of plasma membrane; multivesicular body
Source: RefSeq, a predicted model, not a curated record
GGAGAAGCGGAAGUAGAGACAAAAACAACAGGAGCAGCAGGGGCUGCGUUUCUCCGGCAAGAAGGGCGAGUUCGCGACCUUACGCUCACUUGUCUGCCCUCACAAAGUCCCACCUGGCUGUGGACGCGCGACACACUGCUCCCUGUUCAAAUCAUCUGCAAAAAUGUCGCUGCUUCAAAAGUUAUUCGGUAGCGGGGGUAAGGGUGGGAAACAGCCGACACCCCAGGAGGCUAUCCAGCGGCUGAGAGAGACGGAGGAGAUGUUAUCCAAAAAACAGGACUUUUUAGAGAAGAAGAUCGAGCAGGAGCUCUUAACGGCGAAGAAAAAUGGCACGAAAAACAAACGAGCCGCCCUGCUCGCCCUGAAGAGGAAGAAACGCUACGAGAAGCAGCUGGCUCAGAUCGACGGCACGCUGUCCACCAUCGAGUUCCAGCGAGACGCCUUGGAGAACGCCAACACCAACACCGAAGUGCUGAAGAACAUGGGCUUUGCGGCCGACGCCAUGAAGGCCGCUCACGGACACAUGGACAUCAACAAAGUGGACGAUCUGAUGGCCGACAUCACAGAACAGCAGGAAAUCGCUCAGGAGAUCUCCGACGUUAUUUCAAGACCGGUCGGCUUCGGGGAAGACUACGACGAGGAUGAACUCAUGGCCGAGCUGGAGGAGCUGGAGCAGGAAGAGCUGGACAAGAACCUCCUGGAAAUCGAGGGGACAGAAGACGUUCCUCUGCCCAGCGUGCCGUCCACGUCGCUCCCGUCCAGACCAGCCAAAAAGCAGGAGGAGGAAGACGACGAGAUGGCGGACCUGGAGGCCUGGGCGGCUAACUGAGCUAGCUCGCCACGCUUACCCGGCUGGCGCCCCUUUUCCUGUGUUUCUCUCUGUUACCGAUCUGGACCCGGACACCGACGUGAAGAGACCGGGAGACUCUGGGCUGCCGGCCUGCUCCUCCGUCUGCAAGCUCUCAUCCCAGUAUCUAACCACACUCCGACCCUGAAGUAUGCACUCCAGGCCUUUUCUCCUCAGAUCACCGUUACACAGCCAAGAAUCUCUGAGCUUCCAGGUGGCAUUUGAAGGGAAAACGCCACGACGGCCUGCGGUUCACUCGGUCAUAUCGGAGUGCAUACUUGCAGAGGAGGGUGUGUGUAGGGACAGGACGAGGCUUGCAUCUGGGAGGAUCGUGAAGAAGCAAGUGACAAAAGCAUACGAGACUCUGCCAUUUUUCUGCUUCCUGUGUCGUCGUCGCUCUGCUCUGUUGACAAAGAUGACGACGAACCACCUCAUAAAUGUCUGCAGACGGAUGAAUAUAUACAUACAUAUACUAUAUCUGUAAGUGCAGGACUUUCAUCAUUGAGACGUCACUGUCAGAUUUGAAACAUGGAUGGUUUGAAAAUUGAAAGUUCUGCUCCAAAUCAAGACAAAGUGCUGCUCUCUUGCCAGUUUGUAUCACCUUCUCACCCCUGUUGUGUUGAGGAAUCGAACCCAUAGAUGAUAAAUCACUCCCUUUAGCUGUCGACUGAGCUGAUUGGAUUCGACUGUGAAUUACCUCAUGACCGUCGUCGGUGCUGUGAGAACGAGCUUCAACCUGUCCCAGGCAGAGUUCAGCAAAGUCACUCAACUUUCUCUCCCCUUAAAGCUGCACUCCAACCGCUAAAAGACGCCUUUAAAGAAAUUGAUCCUGCUGCUUUACCCAUUAAAAGCGUCACUGUAGUGCCACGUGUUUCGCACUUUUCCUGGAGUUACUGGAUUGUGGUUCUUCUUUACAUUUAGCUCGUGUCACUGCAGUGAGAACUGGAGGCUGAAACCCAUGAUUUCCUGGUAAAUUGAAUGUAAUUUGUGGUGCUUACAUUGAGAUGUUACGGUACAGUUUGAUACAAAUCUCAAUGUUGAGGUACAAAAAUUUCAAAGUCUCCAGAUUCAACAUUAGAAGUGUGUAUUCGACUGCUCCCUUUCACACACUCACUGUCCAGACAGAACCCGAAGCACCACUGAGGUGAGGACGUCUGGUUGUAGCUUAAUUGAUCUUUUCGAUGAUCAGAUUCGUAAACCCCCCCCCCCGGUUUAAACCCAUAAAAUGUUGAACACCGUAAUGCCUCCAUCCUCCUCUGCAUCUGAAACGUCUCGUGCCUGACACCUCCAGCGCCUUCCCCGUCUGUGGUUCAACAGUGACGAGAAUGUGAGAAAAUCCUGCUUGUUUGAAUUUGAAGAUCGUGUGUGUGUGCGUGUGUGCGUGUGUGUGAAAUGCACAGAAACCUCAGUCAACCUCCCGACGGUGAGCUUUGGCUCACUUGUAGUGCUGCAACGACUUUCACACGGAGCGUGAGGCGUGUUCUCUUCACGUUGGUCUUCCUGAAACGGAGGAAAUGGCAGGAAGCUUCCGCCCACUGCCUCACUUUUUAUAGCAGCGGCUUCAGCUCGGUCCUGUCAGCAGGACCACAGACCGGGGCCUCAAACUCACCCUGAAUCACUCCUGACAUCACCUUAUGUUCAUUUUCCUGUAUGUUUCUUUCCCUUCGCGCUCGCCGCACAGAAACACCCUGCGAGCCGGAACCACAGAGAGGUUUGCUCAAGGUUCUCUUGUCUGUGUGCGACUGUAUGCAGAUGAUGUGAAUAAAGCUGAAAUUCAAUCAGA